AAUAGUAGUAUACCUACCAUUGUAUACUGAAAACAUCUCUCGAGUUCAGUGGGUAUUCUCCGUGGCUGACGUAGUGGUGUCGAACAGCUGCCGCGUAGUCGUGCCUUUGUCGGUCGUCGUGGUUUGCCGGUGUAGUAUUUUGGUUAUAAAUAGUUACAAUAUUUUAUUUUCCUCGUUUUUUCAUUUUUGAAAAUUCAUUUCCGAAAACAAUCUCUAAAUCAUGUUCAGCGGAAAAUGUACGAGCAAAGCCAGGCUGGACGGCAAAAUAGCCAUUGUGACCGGAUCGAACACGGGCAUUGGCAAGAUCACGGCCAAGGAGUUUUACAAAAUCGGCGCAAAAGUCAUAAUGGCUUGUCGGGACACGAAAAAAGCCGAACAAGCCGUUACGGAUAUAGUGGCUAAUGUGAAAGGCGAAAACCUGGGUCAGUUGGUCGUCGAAGAACUCAACCUGUCGUCGUUCGCAUCGAUUAAACGUUGCGCAAAAAACAUUUUAGAAAAGGAAUCGAAAAUUCACCUUCUCGUUAAUAACGCCGGAAUAAUGAUGUGCCCGAAAAGCAAGACGGAAGACGGGUUCGAGACUCAGUUCGGAGUAAACCAUUUGGGACACUUUUUGUUCACUUCACUCUUAUUGCCAAGAAUCCGAAGUUCGGCACCGGCCCGAAUCAUCAACGUGUCUUCUAGAGCCCACUUGAGAGGAACGAUCAAUUUCGAAGACAUAAACUUUGACAAAAGCUAUUCCGCCAUGAACGCGUACAGCCAGAGUAAAUUGGCCAACGUGUUAUUUUCAAACGAGCUGGCCUCUCGACUUAAAGACACUGGAGUGAACGUGUACAGUCUACAUCCGGGAAUCGUAGAAACCGAACUGGGCAGGACCGUGGACGAUGUGUAUUUCCCCGGCACGAAAUUCCUUGUAAAACUGUUUCUGUAUCCGUUUAUCAAAACACCCGACCAAGGUGCCCAGACAACAUUGCAUUGUGCUAUAGACGAAAAGGCCGGCCAAGAAACAGGUCUCUACUACAGCGAUUGCAAAGUAAAAGAUACAUCCGCCUUAGCCAAAGAUACCGAACUGGCCAAGAAACUUUGGGAUAAGAGCGUCGAGAUGGUCGGCAUAAGUGGAUACGAUAUGUUCAACACAGCAGGCGAUGCCAUUCCAGAACCGUUAAAGAACCUUUGAACACACAGUUUCUAAGAAUACCUUUUAUUUGUUUAUUAUUUUUAUACCUAAAUUUUUUUAUUUCAUCAUACUCAUGCAUUAUUAAAUGUACUAUUAACGGUAUAAUUGGCCACCAUUUUUGUUUUAAAGAUUUACUAGAAUACAAUACGUAAAUUUGUUAAUUUUAAUUAAAUACAUU
Molecule: messenger RNA, 1352 nt
Organism: Adelges cooleyi (spruce gall adelgid)
Lineage: Eukaryota; Metazoa; Arthropoda; Insecta; Hemiptera; Adelgidae
Product: retinol dehydrogenase 12-like
Exons: 6
Coding region: 221-1174 (317 amino acids)
Source: RefSeq, a predicted model, not a curated record